This is a messenger RNA of Diceros bicornis minor, 3771 nucleotides long. It is a transcript of the gene MIDN, whose product is annotated as midnolin. The record is from RefSeq and is a predicted model, not a curated record. NCBI's taxonomy places the organism in Eukaryota, Metazoa, Chordata, Mammalia, Perissodactyla, Rhinocerotidae. Gene Ontology annotation, molecular function: protein binding. Gene Ontology annotation, cellular component: nucleus. The transcript is spliced from 9 exons. Bases 493 to 1998 code for a protein of 501 amino acids.
CGGGGCCGCCGGCUCGGCCCCAGACCGGCCCCGCCAGCGCGCACUCGGCCCGGACGUGGGUUCGCUCAGGACCGUGGGGACCUCGGACUAGCCGCGCCCGAUCCUCGGAGCGGCGGCGGCGGCGGCUGUUGCUAAGGGAGGGGACGCGCCGGGAAGCGCGGCCCGAGCGGCAGACGACCCCGAGCGCGGCCGGCCGAGCGGCGCCCCCCCCUCCGAGAGCCCCCCCCGCGCCCGCCGCCCCGAAAGGAGCCGCGAGGGCAGUCCCCACCCGCGGAAGGCGCCCGGACGAGCCGCCGCGACCCCGGAGCGCCGCUCGGAUUUUUGAUUCCUGACUUGCCUUCCGUUCCCGGGACCUUCUCGACGGGGGCGCGCGCUGCCCCCCGCCCCCAGGGACCCCGAGGACCCGCGUGUGGGGAGCCCCCCGCCCUGCCCGGAGGCGCGGCGAGGAUUGGCGGCGCCCCGCGGACCCCAGCCCCCCAGCGCGGGCCGGGGAUGGAGCCGCAGCCCGGCGGCGCCCGGAGCUGCCGGCGCGGGGCCCCCGGCGGCGCCUGCGAGCUGGGCCCGGCGGCCGAGGCGGCGCCCAUGAGCCUGGCCAUCCACAGCACGACGGGCACCCGCUACGAGCUGUCGGUGCCCCCCGACGAGACGGUGGAGGGGCUGCGCAAGCGGCUGUCCCAGCGCCUCAAAGUGCCCAAGGAACGCCUGGCGCUGCUCCACAAAGACACCCGGCUCAGUUCGGGGAAGCUGCAGGAGUUCGGCGUGGGGGAUGGCAGCAAGCUGACGCUCGUCCCCACCGUGGAGGCUGGCCUCAUGUCUCAGGCCUCCCGGCCAGAACAGUCUGUGAUGCAGGCCCUGGAGAGUUUGACUGAGACGCAGCCCCCAGCGGCGCCCGGGCCGGGCCGGGCUGGCGGAGGCGGCUUCCGGAAAUAUCGAUUCAUUUUAUUUAAGCGUCCGUGGCACCGACAGGGACCCCAGAGCCCAGAGCGGGGCGGCGAGAGGCCCCAGGUCAGUGACUUCCUGUCGGGCCGCUCGCCGCUGACCCUGGCGCUGCGUGUGGGUGACCACAUGAUGUUCGUCCAGCUGCAGCUCGCCGCCCAGCACGCCCCACUGCAACACCGCCACGUACUGGCCGCCGCUGCAGCCGCCGCCGCCGCCCGCGGGGACCCCAGCAUCGCGGCCCCCGUGCCCUCUCCCUGCCGGCCAGUGUCCAGUGCUGCCCGCGUCCCCCCAGUGCCCACCAGCCCUGCCCCUGCGUCCCCCUCGCCUGUCACAGCUGGCUCCUUCCGAUCCCACUCGCCCUCCGCUGCCUGCCCUGAGCAGAUGGACUGUUCCCCUCCCGCCAGCGCCAGCCCCACAUCCACCCCCGGGGGCAGCCCCGCCUCCCGCUCACGCAAGCCGGGCGCUGUCAUCGAGAGCUUCGUGAACCACGCCCCCGGGGUCUUCUCCGGAACCUUCUCUGGCACGCUGCACCCCAACUGCCAGGACAGCAGCGGGCGGCCGCGACGCGACAUCGGCACCAUCCUGCAGAUCCUCAACGACCUCCUGAGCGCCACACGGCACUACCAGGGCAUGCCCCCGUCGCUGAGCCAGUUGCGCUGCCACGCCCAGUGCGCGCCCGCCUCGCCCGCCCCAGACCUCGCCCCCAAAACUACCUCCUGCGAGAAGCUGGCGGCCACGGCCCCGGCCUCCCUGAGCCAGGCCCGCGUCUGCAAGCCCCCCGGGGACCGGCUGCGGCAGACGGAGAACCGCGCCACCCGCUGCAAAGUAGAACGGCUGCAGCUACUGCUGCAGCAGAAGCGGCUCCGCAGGAAGGCCCGGCGCGACGCCCGGGGCCCCUACCACUGGCCGCCCAGCCGCAAGGCCGGCCGCAGCGACAGCAGCAGCGGCGGCGGGGGCGGCGGCCCCAGCGAGGCCGCGGGCCUGGGCCUCGACUUCGAGGACUCCGUCUGGAAGCCCGAAGUCAACCCCGACAUCAAGUCCGAGUUCGUGGUGGCCUAGGAACCGUGGCCCUCGCCCCAGCCCGGGUGGCCGCGCGCCUCGCCCAGCGCAGGACGGCAGGCGGUGGCGGUGGCGCAGCCGGAGGCUCCUCCCUCCCUGGCCGCCCUCCUUCUGGUUUUCUUUUUCAUUUCACUUCUUACCAUGGUUUCCCGAACUCUCUGUGGACUUGCGUUCCUGCCUCCUCGGUUCAGCUCACACUUCCCCCCACUUCCUCCGUCACCCCAUCCUCGCCUCCUGUCCCCGGCCUGCGCCCGCGCCGGGUCCCUCCCCGCCCACCUUCCCCAGCUCCAAAUAUGUAGCAGUCUUUCCAGAUGGUUCAGCGGAGACGAGGAAGCCGCCCCCAGCCCUUCCGCUCCGCCGCCCUGCCGCCCUCCCUCACCCUCUUCAGGUUUAAGUCGAACAUGUAGAUGCCUCAUUAUGCACUUUACAGCCGAGGGGAGGGGGCCGCGGGGAGGAGAGCCCCCUGCACCCCGGCCUGGGCUCCCACACCCCACUCUCGGGAACUGCAGGUGCACCCAACCGACCAGGGACUGUUCCUCUUCACGUCUGUCCUCUUUUCUCUUCUUGGUUUGUCAUUUCCACUUUCCUCUUUCCUGGAAAAGAAAAGGAAAAGCCCUUUCCGGGCAGAGGCUGGCCAGAGCCUGCUUGGGGUUCGGGUCGGGUGUGGGGCCCUUUCCUGGCAGGAAAGGGGGGCAGGGCGCAGGCCCGCCGCCAGCCUCCGCCGUCCGCGCACUGUGCGAUUUCCUCCGACGCUGCCCCUCCUUUCUGAGCUGGGGGUAUUUAUAGACUAUUAAUUUUCUGACUGAGCCAAUAGUGGUUGGGAAUCUGUUGAAACUUCGGGAGAGAAUUGGCUGGGGGCCGGGGGAGAUGCCCCCAGCCCUCCUCCCGGCCCAACCUGAGGGAUCUGGGCCUGUGGACUGUCUGGGGGCCCUCGGCCCGGCCGCCGGGAGCAGGGGGUGCUGAGCUGUGAAACCCCCGGCAGGGGCCACACUGUGUAGCAUUAACCCCCCGUGGGGGGGGUUCGCUGCUGGUCUAAUUUGGACCCUCCCCCACUCAUGCCCAUGGUCCCCAGGGCAGAGGGACAGACCCCCUACUGGGGCCAUUUCAGUGGGGGUGGAGUUUUUUUGUUUUUUUUUUUCAUUCACUUUUAUUUUUUACUGAUAAUGGAGAUGUUUGGGCCCUGCCCCCCACCUGUCAAGUCUUGUCCUGGCCCCACCUGUCUGUCCUGCGCGACACCCCCCACGCCCUGCCUGUCCCCCUCCCCAUCCUACUCGUAGGUGAACCCAGGUCCUCACCCCCCCACCCAUUAUAUGUUAAUGGUUUCAGAUGUGAACAUCAUGUGUUAACUGUAGCUCUGUAAAUUUUUUUGUGGGAGGGGUGGGCAGGGAGGGGUCAGAGGGUAGGGGUCAAGGAUUUGUUUUUUUUGUUUUUGUUUUCAAAAAAAAAAAAAAAGAAAAAAGAGGCGGGUUUGUUUUUGAAGAACUGUCUUGGAGAUCUAUUUAAAUGUGUGUUCUGUUUUUUUAACGAUUUUUAAAUAACGUCUGUGCCUCCGUGGGUCCAAGGGUGGAGGCCCCAGGCAGGAACCGGCCCGACCCCCUCUGCCCUCCCCAGGGCCCCCUCCCCCAAGAAAGCAUUACCCGCCCCCAGGGGUCGGGCUGUGGGGUGUCCCGGCACCUUGCGUGAGUUUACUGUGUGAAAACAUAAAAUUGGAAAAGAAAAAAACGUUCAGCGACACCGUGAUUUCAAAAGGAAUAAACAGAAAAUGAAACUCAA